Nannochloropsis gaditana CCMP526 is the source of this 473-nucleotide messenger RNA. Its product is annotated as dolichol-phosphate mannosyltransferase subunit 3-like protein. Bases 71 to 394 code for a protein of 107 amino acids. The record is from RefSeq and is a predicted model, not a curated record. Gene Ontology annotation, biological process: GPI anchor biosynthetic process. The transcript is spliced from 2 exons. Gene Ontology annotation, cellular component: endoplasmic reticulum membrane; dolichol-phosphate-mannose synthase complex.
CAGGCAUUACACCACUGGCGUCCAAGGCAUUGGCUUUCUGGCCUUCGUCUUCGUUUCGCGCGUCAUCAGCAUGUCUCGUCCGCCCCCCAACCCAGCUCUCUUGGCCCCACCUCGAUGGAUGGGCCUCCUCCUCAUAUUCACGUUGUGCACCGCAGUCUGGUUCAUGCUGUACUCAGACCCUUUGCAGAGCUUCCACUUCACACAACCCGUGACGGACGUACUUGAGACGUUUCCCCUCUGGAUUCUGGUUUCGCUGGGCGCGUAUGCGCUUGGAAGUAUAGGUCUCAGCCUCAUGUGUUUUAAUACGUGUCCUGAGGCUGUUGUAGCGCUCUCCGAGGAUAUAAGACAGGCAAAGGCGGAUCUAUGGGAAAAAGGCUUCGAUACAGACCAUUGAGAGGUCGCCUGGCUUAAUGCGUAGCAACGCAGGGUACAUGAGGACAUCACAUCCAAACAAACGCGCAUAUCAUGAGAUG